Messenger RNA from Soboliphyme baturini, 588 nucleotides. NCBI's taxonomy places the organism in Eukaryota, Metazoa, Nematoda, Enoplea, Dioctophymatida, Soboliphymatidae. The record is from the annotation of a GenBank genome assembly.
AUGGAGAACAGCUCUUGUGAAGAACAGCUUUCAACGUUCAGUAUAUAUGGUGGGCUACUUCCGUGGGGAAGACAGAUUGAAAGCCGUCAAAUCAGUGACAGUGACAGGGGACGUGUGCCUGAAAUUCAAGGAUUAAGCUACUUUGGUUCCAUCCUGCAACGUCAUGCGGAAAUUGACACCGAAAUAAGAAAUUGGCGGAGUAAAGCUUGGUUCAAAUGGAGAGAAGUGAGACCGCUGCUUCUGUACCGAGCGGAAGAUUUUUGCUAUUCUCAAGAGAUACGAGCAAUGGCUGAACUCGGUGGAACUGCGAAUGCUCAGAUGGAUGAAGACACUUGGAAGGAAUUUUAUGAACUUUCACUGAGGCCGUUCUUGAUACAGUACCGCAAAUUCCUGGAUCAUGGUAACUCUCGAUAUCUGCUUGGACCAAGGCUCACGUAUGCAGAUAUAGCCUUGGCUGAAACUCUGUCGUUGCUUACCGAAUGCUACAACACUGCAGCGCUGUAUGAAUUAGAGGACUUGGAAUUCUUUAUGAAAAGAGUCUUCGACUUUCCGGUCAUCAAACAGUAUGUUGCGAAUCAUGUUUGCUGA